GAGAUUCCGGUUCCGGGUGUUUCAUUUCCCAGUCGGAGGCUUUCAGACCCUCCGAUUAUGAUAUUUUACCGUGAAACUUCUCUUCACUGACAACCGAACAAAGUACCGUUUCUCUAAUUGAAACAAGUCCCAGCGAAGCCGCGAACAUGACGACCCGCUCGGAGAGAGAGAAGGCCCAGAAACUGAACGAGCAGCACCAGGCCAUCCUGUCCAAAAUGCUGAGGGAGGAAGACAACAAGUACUGCGCCGAUUGCGAGGCGAAAGGUCCAAGAUGGGCAUCCUGGAAUCUGGGAGUUUUCAUCUGCAUUCGGUGUGCAGGGAUCCACAGGAACCUGGGGGUUCACAUAUCCAGAGUCAAAUCAGUCAACCUGGACCAAUGGACCUCCGAACAGAUCCAGAGUAUACAGGACAUGGGUAACACCAAGGCCAGGCGGCUCUAUGAAGCCAACCUUCCAGACAGCUUCAGAAGACCUCAGACAGACCAAGCAGUCGAAUUCUUCAUCAGGGAUAAAUAUGAAAAGAAGAAGUACUAUAACAAGAAUGGGAUCGAUAGGAGCAGUCCAAAGGAUAGUAAGAAAGACAAGGAGCCAGACAGAGGGAACAAGGUGUCCUCUUACACUAAGAGUGAAGAGCCCAGGCCUGCACCCCGGAUCAGUCCUGCAAAAACUGCAGAGCCUCCUGUGAACCUGCUAGGCCUUGACACGCCUGCCGCCGCUGCAUCGGCUAACAAUGGCAGCACAAGCACAAACCAGAACAAUGACCUGGAUAUAUUUGGCCCCAUGGUGUCCAACCCUCUGCCAUCAUCCACAUCUGCAGCUCAGUUUUCUCAGGGGAGCUCCAGUACCUCAGCGAGCACUCCGACACAGGCUCCGGCUGCAGCUGCAGGGGGAGGCGGAGCCAGCUCAGCUUCAGGACAGGCUGACCUGAACCUGUUCAGCGACAGCAGUAGCUCCAAUAAAGCUGAGGACGGAGCUAAGAAGCCACUGUCCAAGGACUCCAUUCUGUCACUCUAUGGAACCAACAGCAUGUCCCAGCAGGCCCCGGCUGCCGGCAUGUUCAUGGGUCCUUCUCAGAUGCAGUUUCCCGUCCAGCCCGCCCAGGGCUAUCAGGGCUUUCCAGGCAUGGCUACAGCUGUACCACCCACCACUGUCAUGGGCGCAAUGAUGGCCCAGAGCGGAGCGACCAUGAUGGGGCCCAAUCCCGCCAUGAUGGUGGGGAUGACGAUGCCAAACGGCUUCAUGGGAAAUGCUCCCACUGCUGGAAUGAUGGGGAUGGCCCCCAGAAUGAUGGGACCGCAGGGUGCUGCGAUGCCUGCAGGCAUGAUGCCCGCUCAGGGCAUGUAUGCUAUCCAGCCGGGACAGCAAGCUCAGUGGAACAUGGGUCAGGUGAACCAGCAGAUGUCAGGGAUGACCCUGAAUGGUGCCGGAGGCCAGAUGGCCUUCGGUCAGCCUCCACAAGCCAUGGGCGGUUGGACAGCCGCCGGAUCUGGUCAGACUCUGAGCACACAGCUAUGGAAGUGAGCCCACAGGGGAGGAGGGGGGUCAGAGGUUGGGCGAAGUAGUUGAGGUUUCAGAAAGUGCAAAAGAUAAUUUGUGCUUUUCUGGACCUUACUAUGAACUGAUACCCCUAUCCAUCAAGGACCAGCCUUCAGAACAUGACAAUUGUCUCUCUCUCUUUUUUUUCUUUCUCCCUUUCUGUCUCUCUUUCUCUCUAUUGUGUGAGUGAAUUGGGAGUAAUACAGGAUUACAGUUUGGCAGUUUCUGCCUCCUAACUUUUAUUUUCCUUUUUUGGAAAAAAAAA
Messenger RNA from Cyprinodon variegatus (sheepshead minnow), 1800 nucleotides. Its product is annotated as stromal membrane-associated protein 1-like. Gene Ontology annotation, molecular function: GTPase activator activity; metal ion binding. Bases 147 to 1520 code for a protein of 457 amino acids. Gene Ontology annotation, biological process: regulation of clathrin-dependent endocytosis. The record is from RefSeq and is a predicted model, not a curated record. The transcript is spliced from 10 exons. Lineage: Eukaryota; Metazoa; Chordata; Actinopteri; Cyprinodontiformes; Cyprinodontidae.